AUGAAGAAAGAUAUGGCUCCUAAUCGUGAUCUUGAAAACAUCACACCCACACAGUCACAGGUUGGCGAAGUCAUCGAAAGAAAGGUAAUCGAGGAAGAUGCUGUGUUUGGAGAAAUACAAGAAGGUGAUGUCAACUACCGUGAUGUGAGCUGGAUGGGAACAACCGCCUUGAUGAUGAAAACCCAAAUCGGCUUGGGUGUUUUGUCAAUGCCGAAGGUAUUUGACACCUUAGGGAUAAUACCGGGAAUUAUAAUGCUGCUAGUGAUUGCUGGAAUGACAAGCUGGUCAAACUGGAUGGUGGGAGUCUUCAAACUGCGUCAUCCCGAGGUUUACGGCAUUGAUGAUGUUGGAAAAGUGCUGUUUGGGCGAUGGGGAUUUGAGCUGCUGGGUGCGGCGUAUACGUUAUACUGGAUAUUCGUCUCUGGCUCCGCGAUGCUGAGUAUCUCAAUUGCGUUCAACGCUCUCUCUGACCAUGCCAUUUGUACCGCCAUUUUUGUGGCGGUCGCUGCUAUUAUCGGGUUUACCUUCUCGAGUAUACAGACCCUCGCCCGCAUUAGCUGGCUUGCCUGGUUAGGAGCAGGAAGCAUUAUAAUUGCUGUCUGUAUUCUUACCAUUGCUGUGGGAGUCCAAGGUCAUCCUCCGCCAGUCUCAGGUGUCAUUCCAGACUCUGAUUACAAGUUAUUCGGAAGCCCAAGUUUUGUCGAUGCCAUGACAGCCAUCUCCACUCUCUGUUUAACCUAUGCCGGGACGCCGGCCUUCUUUAAUAUCGUUUCCGAGAUGCGUGAUCCGCGUCUCUAUUCUCGGGCGCUGGCAAUCUGCCAGAUCACUGUCACCACUAUCUAUAUUGUGGCAGGAACAGUAAUUUACUAUUACUGUGGUUCCCAUGUUAGCUCGCCAGCGCUUGGUUCAGCAGGACCAUUAAUAAAGAAAAUCACAUACGGCCUUGCCCUACCGGGGCUUAGCAUUUCUACAGUUAUAAUGCUUCAUUUACCUGCUAAACAUAUUUUCAUGCGCAUUCUUCGAGGAUCGAGACACCUCACAGGACAAACCCCAACACACUGGAUCACCUGGCUGGGAUCUACAUUUACUGUGUCUUCAAUUGUGUAUAUAAUCGCAAGCAGUAUUCCAGUUUUCAGCGGUCUUGUCUCGCUUGUCGGAGCGCUACUAGCGACCUCUCUAUGCUUCCAGCCCAUGGGUUGUAUGUGGCUCUAUGACAAUUGGGCACUCGGGCAACGGGAGAAGUCCCUGGGAUGGUGCUUGAAGGUAGCUUGGUGUGUGUUUGUCAUUCUAACUGGGACCUUCUUGACUAUCGGGGGCACGUAUGGUUCUAUUGUGAGUAUCAAUCAUUCCUACAAGCAGUCAGGGGGCUCUGCCGCCUGGUCUUGUGCCAAUAAUGAUAUGUGA
This is a messenger RNA of Aspergillus steynii IBT 23096, 1404 nucleotides long. RefSeq names its product amino acid transporter. Gene Ontology annotation, biological process: amino acid transmembrane transport. The coding region runs from base 1 to 1404 and encodes 467 amino acids. The transcript is spliced from 5 exons. NCBI's taxonomy places the organism in Eukaryota, Fungi, Ascomycota, Eurotiomycetes, Eurotiales, Aspergillaceae. Gene Ontology annotation, molecular function: amino acid transmembrane transporter activity. The record is from RefSeq and is a predicted model, not a curated record. Gene Ontology annotation, cellular component: vacuolar membrane.